AUGGCACGAGAUGAUCGCUCCCACGAGUUUACCGGUGUUUUGGGGUUCUUCAUCGCCGUGUGUACUGUUCUAGUGCUACUUCGCUGCUACUGCAAGAUUGUCAUCGUCAAGAACUUCGCCGUCGAUGAUUACCUUUCUGUGCUUGCCCUGGUUUCUUUCCUUGUCUAUUCCAGCCUGGCCCUGAUGGGUAUUCAGAAUGGUACUGGAAAAAGAAGAUACCUUAUUCCCGACGAGAAGUACCCUAAUGGCAUGAAGUUCAGAGGCGGCCACGGAAAGUGCAUGAAGAGCGAAAUCAUCGUUGGCUCAUUUUACGGUUACUCGGCGUUGAGCUGCGUGUCUGAUUGGAUCUUCAGUAUCGUUCCAAUCUUCAUCGUUCAAGGAUUGCAGAUGGACCGACGGAAGAAGAUCUCAGUGGCCAUCAUCCUGGCAUUUUGUGCCCUCGGUUCCACUGCCACAAUAAUUCGAAUCCCGUUCAUCAAGGGACUCAAGGACUCGAAUGAUUUCCUUUAUUCCACCACCGACGUCGCUAUCUGGUCGACAUGUGAGACAGGCAUCGGCCUAGCCACAUCUGCAGCUGCCACUUUGAGGCCUCUCCUCCGAAAGGUCUUUGGCGAUCUUUCUGUUGCUGACACUUCGACCCGGAAGAAAUCUCGAGACUGGACUGGGAGAUACCCUUCGCGAUCCGGCUAUCUCACCCAGCCCAGCCAGGGCGAUGACAACGACAUCGCGCUCGAAGACCGAGCUUUUACUAGGAUCCAUAUCGGCAGUGGUGGGGACUUGAGUCCGUCUAACAGCACAGCCGGACUGACGGAUUGGGAGCGCGAGAAGGAUCCAGCGGAGAAGAACGUCACUGAGUUGAUCCCAACAAACGGAGGCAUCAUGAAGACAGUGAAGAUUACUCAGUCAUAA
Molecule: messenger RNA, 909 nt
Organism: Didymosphaeria variabile
Lineage: Eukaryota; Fungi; Ascomycota; Dothideomycetes; Pleosporales; Didymosphaeriaceae
Exons: 4
Coding region: 1-909 (302 amino acids)
Source: RefSeq, a predicted model, not a curated record